GUGAAAUUCCAAAACAUUUUCUUACUUGAAGGCCUUUAGUAUUAAUUUACUCGAUAGUUCAUCGAUAAUAUGACUAUUUCCAUGCAGAACUAAACAACACACAAUAUGGUGAAACAGACGAUACAAAUAUUUUCUCGAGUGAAACCAACUAAGGCCAAAAUUGGAUUAUAUGAAAUAGAUGAAGAUGACAGUGGAUCUCCAAGGCUUACCUUCACCGUACCUAAAGAUCUUGCUGUUGGACUAGUCAAUAAUAAGAAAGAAAACUAUAAAUUCAGGUUUCAACGAGUAUUUGAUCAGAAAACAAAACAGGAAGAGGUAUUUGAGCAUGUCGGACAACCAGUCGUUGAUAAUGUACUCUCUGGGUAUAAUGGCACAAUCUUUGCAUAUGGACAGACUGGAAGUGGGAAAACAUUUACAAUCACAGGAGGUCCAGAGAAGUAUGCUGACAGAGGUAUCAUCCCAAGAACUCUCUCCUAUAUCUUCCAACAGUUUGAGCAGAAUCCAGAUUAUGUCUACACUUGCCACAUAUCCUACUUAGAGAUAUACAAUGAAAGUGGCUAUGACUUAUUGGAUCCAAAACAUGAAUCAUCAAAACUUGAAGAUUUGCCGAAGGUACAUCUUAUGGAGGACAGUGACCAAAAUAUUCAUCUGAAAAAUCUUUCUACGCAUCAAGCCAACAAUGAGGAGGAGGCUCUUAAUCUGCUAUUCCUGGGUGAUACAAACAGAAUGAUUGCUGAGACUCCUAUGAACCAGGCAUCCACAAGAUCCCAUUGCAUCUUUACCAUCCAUGUAUCAUCACGUCAGGCUGUCGGUGCAAGUAUACGCAGAUCAAAGCUCCACCUGGUGGAUCUUGCAGGUUCAGAGAGGGUGGCGAAGACAGGUGUGGCGGGAACAUUACUUGCUGAAGCCAAAUAUAUCAACCUUUCUCUGCAUUUUCUGGAACAGGUGAUAGUGACCCUCUCUGAGAAAGGAAGAUCGCACAUUCCUUACAGGAACUCCAUGAUGACGUCAGUGUUAAGGGACAGUCUAGGAGGGAACUGCAUGACUACUAUGAUAGCAACUUGCUCAGCGGAGAAGAAAAAUAUUGAUAUAAACCACAUUCCAGAGUACAACCUCAACAUGAGAUUUACAGGCAAGGCAGUGAUUAUCACAGGGUCAAACAGUGGAAUAGGAAAAGCCACUGCAUUGUUAUUUGCCAGAGAAGGUGCAAGUGUUCUUAUCCAUGGGCGGUCCUUAGAAACAAUUGAGGAAACUGUGAAAGAAUGUAAAGAUGUAGGAGGAAAAGAUGCUAAGUUUCCAUUUGUGCAGGGGUAUGUCGCUAAUGAUGAUGUCAUAAUGAAAAUAAAAGAUACUGCAUUGAACACUUUUGGUAAAAUUGACAUCUUGGUGAACAACGCUGGUGCUGGAAAUGUGCUGAACCUUUCUACUGGUACAAUGCAGAACUUUCAAGAAACUGUCAAUGUUUUAUUGAGGGCACCAGUACAGCUGUCUCAAGUUUGCCUCCCAGAAUUGAAACAAACACAGGGCAACAUCGUUAAUAUGUCCAGCAUCUUUGGAAUUCGGCCAAACGAUUUGGUUUCAUUUUACUGUAUUGCGAAAGCUGGGUUGAACAUGUUUACAAAGUGCGCAGCUUUAGAGUUUGGCGCUCUAGGGGUCCGUGUCAAUGCCCUAUGUCCUGGGUGUGUCCCUACGCCUAUUUACAAAAAAUCUGGUUUUACAGAAGAGCUGACUGAAGCAUUUUAUAAUGCCAAUCGGCGUAUUGCGCCUAUUGGGAAGAAUGGAAAUGUAGAAGAAACUGCCAAGAUGAUUGCGUUUAUAGCGUCUGAUGAUGCAUCAAUGAUGAAUGGAGAAUGUAUUGUACUUGAUGGAGGUACCUCUCUCUGUGGAUUAGACUCAAAAGCAAUUGAAGACGCUACAAAAUGAUUUAAAGAUACUGUAUAUGCUUCACAAUAAUUUGACGAAAAGUGGUUUAAAAACUAUUAACUCACAAAUUUGAACAUGUUUUCAUGCAUGCAUUUCACUUUAUAUGCUGAUGCCUAAAGUAUCUUUGCAAAGUAUUUUAGAAUAGCCCUAUUGAGGUGAAGGCUAAUGGGACUUUCUUGAUAUAUUUUACCAAACAUGUGAUAUAGUGAUUACUUAGUAGAUUCUAACAGUCAUGUAUGACAACAGAUUAUAAACUGAUCACCAUUAUAUGACUAACAUGAACAUUUCAUGCAAUGUCAUUUUUCACAUACUGAAAAGGAUUCGUUUGGUACAAAACAAUAGGUUUUGUUUUUGUGUUGAAAAUAGAGGAGAAUCUUAUCUACUUGUAUUUGACACCUGUUAGAUAAAGCACAAGUGCUCUAUAACACCAAUUCUAG
Molecule: messenger RNA, 2360 nt
Organism: Owenia fusiformis
Lineage: Eukaryota; Metazoa; Annelida; Polychaeta; Sabellida; Oweniidae
Source: the annotation of a GenBank genome assembly